AUGUGGUUGCUUUUAGCAAUGGCAAGUUUGAUAUGUGCAGUUGGAACUACACAUGGUUUCCUUGGAAAAUUAAACCCUGAAAGCCCUGAAGUGACUAUGAAUAUUAGUCAGAUGAUUUCCUACUGGGGAUAUCCAAGUGAAGUAUAUGAAGUUGUGACUGAAGAUGGUUAUAUCCUUGAUAUCAACAGAAUUCCUUAUGGGAAGAAAAAUUCAGAGAACAGAGGCCAGAGACCUGUUGUGUUUUUGCAGCAUGGUUUGCUCACAUCGGCCACAAACUGGAUUUCCAACCUGCCCAACAACAGCCUGGGCUUCAUUCUGGCAGAUGCUGGUUAUGAUGUGUGGCUGGGGAACAGCAGAGGAAAUACCUGGGCCAGGAGAAAUUUGUACUAUUCACCAGACUCAGAUGAAUUCUGGGCCUUCAGCUUUGAUGAAAUGGCUAAAUAUGACCUUCCAUCCACGAUUGACUUCAUUGUGAAGAAAACUGGACAGGAGAAGCUACACUAUGUUGGCCAUUCCCAGGGUACCACCAUUGGUUUUAUCGCCUUUUCUACCAAUCCCAACCUGGCUAAAAGAAUCGAAACAUUUUAUGCAUUAGCUCCUGUCGCCACUGUGAAGUAUACAAAAAGCCUUUUAAACAAACUUAGAUUUAUUCCUUCAUUCCUUUUCAAGAUUAUAUUUGGUGACAAAAUAUUCUACCCACACAACUAUUUUGAUCAAUUUCUUGCUACUCAAGUGUGCUCCCGUGAGACACUGGAUCUCCUUUGCAGCAAUGCCUUAUUCAUCAUUUGUGGAUUUGACAAUAGGAAUUUGAACAUGAGUCGCUUGGAUGUGUACCUGUCACAUAAUCCAGCAGGAACUUCUGUUCAAAACAUGCUCCACUGGACCCAGGCUGUUAAGUCUGGGAAAUUCCAAGCUUUUGAUUGGGGAAGCCCGAUUCAGAACACGAUGCACUAUAACCAGCCCACACCUCCCUACUAUAAUUUGACAGCUGUGGACGUGCCAGUUGCAGUGUGGAGCGGUGGCAAUGACUGGUUGGCUGACCCCCAAGAUGUUGAUAAUUUGCUUCCAAAACUCCCCCAUCUCAUUUACCACAAGAAGAUUCCUCCUUACAAUCACUUGGAUUUUAUCUGGGCAAUAAAUGCCCCUCAAGAAGUUUAUAAUGAAAUUGUUUCUAUGAUGGCAGAAGACAAAAAGUAG
Cynocephalus volans (Philippine flying lemur) is the source of this 1197-nucleotide messenger RNA. It is a transcript of the gene LIPF, whose product is annotated as lipase F, gastric type. Gene Ontology annotation, molecular function: hydrolase activity, acting on ester bonds. Lineage: Eukaryota; Metazoa; Chordata; Mammalia; Dermoptera; Cynocephalidae. The record is from RefSeq and is a predicted model, not a curated record. The transcript has 9 exons. The coding region runs from base 1 to 1197 and encodes 398 amino acids.